Mesitornis unicolor (brown roatelo) is the source of this 717-nucleotide messenger RNA. RefSeq names its product family with sequence similarity 98, member B (gene TSLIG3B). The transcript is spliced from 4 exons. Lineage: Eukaryota; Metazoa; Chordata; Aves; Mesitornithiformes; Mesitornithidae. Gene Ontology annotation, cellular component: tRNA-splicing ligase complex. The record is from RefSeq and is a predicted model, not a curated record. The annotation marks the transcript as partial.
AUAAAGGACAUUCUCUCUAAAGUUCAGAAUAACCAUGUGGGGAAAUCACUGCUAACAAAACCUCUGAAUUCUGACCAAGUGGAAAGAUUGGAAAAAAUCAAUGAUGCUCUUCGCAGCGAGUAUGAAUGUCGCCGACGUAUGUUAAUGAAGAGGCUGGAUGUGACAGUGCAGUCUUUUGGCUGGUCUGACAGAGCAAAGGUAAAAACAGAUGACAUAGCACGAAUUUAUCAGCCCAAGCGUUAUGCAUUAUCUCCAAAGUCAACUAUUACAUUAGCUCACCUUCUUGCUGCUCGGGAAGAUUUAUCAAAGAUCAUAAGAACAAGUAGUGGAUCAACACGGGAAAACACAGUGUGUGCUAUCAACAAGGUUCUGAUGGGGAGAGUCCCUGACCGUGGAGGCAGACCAACAGAGAUUGAACCACCUCCUCCCGAAAUGCCUCCUUGGCAAAAGAGACAAGAAGGUGGUGGAAGAGGUGGCUGGGGAGGUGGGGGUGGUGGUGGAAGGGGCAACUGGGGUGGUGGAGGGGGUAGAGGAGGAGGAGGUGGUUUUGGAGGUGGAGGUUUCAGAGGUGGUGGAAGAGGUGGAGGUGGCUUCCAAGGUGGGAGGGGAGAUUAUGGGGGUAGGGGAGAUUAUGGGGGCAGAGGAGGUUACAGGGACAGGGGAGGCUAUGGUGAUCCGUAUGGUGGACGAGGAGGGGGAGGGUACCGAAGAUACUAA